Molecule: messenger RNA, 1493 nt
Organism: Mus caroli (Ryukyu mouse)
Lineage: Eukaryota; Metazoa; Chordata; Mammalia; Rodentia; Muridae
Source: RefSeq, a predicted model, not a curated record
AGCCUCAUUACAGUGCUCAUCUUAUUCUGAAAUUGCCUCUUUCAUUAAACAUAUGUCUUUGAGAUUUUUCAAGUUCUUUUAUUCUUUUUUGUGUGUUCUGUCAUUUUAACAACUGUAUAGUAUUCCUUGCCUUGAAAUAAUGCUUUCUUCCAAACCCAUUCCUCAUCUUCUUUAAGUCCAUUGAUGACACAACCAGCCGUGGCAUCCAAACUGUCUCUUCUAGCUGCUUCCUCCUUAACUCCUUUCACUAUCCAUUCACUUGUUAAGUUCUGAUCUCCUUUUGUUCUUAAUCUCCCCCUUACUCUUGAUUCAUAGGACAUUGGCCUAGUCCAUAGAGUCAUUCUCCGUUACCUAGACUACUGCAGGGAACGAGUGUCUGUCGCUCCUGGAAUUGCCUGUAGAAUCCAGUACCCUACAGAUUCAAGACCCAGGAAGGGAAACACUAGUGUUUUCUUGUUUGUUGGUUGGCCUAUGGAAUCCCAGGCAGCCACACCCAGCAGCCUGUCAGGAGAGAGCUGUACCUUGGAUCUACCCACGGUGUGCAACACCAGCAGUUACGAAGCAUCCCAGAGAGCCAGCCAGGGAAGCAGCAACUCUCUGAGUUCUCUGGAAUCCCAUCAUUUCCUUUCUUCUUCAACUACUGAUCCAGAUAGCAAUUCUCUAAAUACUGAGCAAAAAGGCUCCUGGGACUCUGAGAACUUCUGGCUUGAUCCUUCUUCGAAAGGCCAGUUGGAGACCAAUGAAGAAGAGGAUGGACUUCGGAAAUCCCUGGAUAGAUUCUAUGAAGCAUUUGCCCAUCCACUGCCAGGCUCUGGGGAUCCACUCUCUGCAUCUGUGUGUCAGUGCCUGUCUCGGACAAUCUCUGAGCUCGAGGGCCAGGAGAGCCAAAGGUAUGCUCUCCGCAGUUUCCAGAUGGCCCAGGUCAUCUUCAGCCGGGAUGGCUGCUCUAUCUUACAGCGACAUUCCAGGGACACACGCUUUUACCCACUAGAGCAAGAAGGCAGCUCUGUAGAUGAUGAAGAGCCCACCCCAGGACUGUCAAGAGAGGUCAUUCGUUUCCUCUUGGAGCAGACUGUAAUGAAAGACUCGUAGCUGCUGCUGAUGUGAAUAUGGGCAGUGCUAGAGGGGAAGUGCUGUUGCCUGGUCCCCAGAGUCCAUGGGUCCAUGUGGGCUUCUCUGGCAUCUUUCUGUUUCCAGCUGUUAGCCGUAAGCUUUGCAGUUAGAGGCUAGCUUCAGCAACCUGGUGUUGGAGCCAGUAAGCAUCUUGGUGUGCUACCUCUUGCUUACCUUGGCCAAGGCUGCUACUGACUCAAUUAGGGUUGAGUUCUAGCCCAGCUUCUUGCCUUAGUCUGUGCUCCUGAGUGCUGUCCUGGGGACCUGGCCAGAGCUGGGACUUUGGCAGGAAAAUCACUUCCCUGCUUGGCUUCAUCCCUCCCCCCACUCACCUACUGGUGUCUCUAGGGCCUUUUCUUAAUAAACUUCUUAUAUCUGCA